Messenger RNA from Telopea speciosissima, 333 nucleotides. RefSeq lists its product as uncharacterized. The record is from RefSeq and is a predicted model, not a curated record. Gene Ontology annotation, molecular function: nucleic acid binding; RNA-DNA hybrid ribonuclease activity. NCBI's taxonomy places the organism in Eukaryota, Viridiplantae, Streptophyta, Magnoliopsida, Proteales, Proteaceae. The transcript has a single exon. The coding region runs from base 1 to 333 and encodes 110 amino acids.
AUGGCGGCCUUCAUGGUUGGAGUAAAUAUGGCUUGUGAAUUAGGUGUUGAUAAGAUCUGGAUUGAAAGCGACUCAGCAGCCUUAGUAACUACAGUCCUCUCUCGCAAGGUUCCCUGGUAUUUCCUACAGCGUUGGUGGUCGGCUAUGGCAUUCUUGGAUUCUAUCCAAUGGAGAAUCACCCACUGCUAUAGGGAAGCAAACGCAGCAGCAGAUGCCCUAGCAAACAAUGCGGCUAAGCAAAAGAGCUUGGGCUUUUGGGAUAAUCCACCGCCUUUCAUUGCUGCAGCAGUCUCUAAUGAUGCGCACGGCAGGCCAUACUGCAGAUUUCCCUAA